Molecule: messenger RNA, 2897 nt
Organism: Magnolia sinica
Lineage: Eukaryota; Viridiplantae; Streptophyta; Magnoliopsida; Magnoliales; Magnoliaceae
Product: pentatricopeptide repeat-containing protein At1g74850, chloroplastic
Exons: 5
Coding region: 102-2813 (903 amino acids)
Molecular function (GO): protein binding
Source: RefSeq, a predicted model, not a curated record
ACAGAAAAUGUCUAAAUCUACUUGCAUCCGAACUGCCGUUUUGGUUUGGAUAUCCAUCGUUAACAACAGCAGCACCACCAACAGAUGAAGUUGAAACAGUGAUGAUAAUGGCUUCGCUCCUCGCCUCCUCCCCAUUUCCCAGUCUUACAUACAGUAGGACUUCUACUGCGACAACAAGAUCCUCCUCCUCCUCCUCCUCCUCCUCCUCCUCUAAUCAUCACCACCACCAAUCUUAUAAUGAUAAUGUAAUUCCUUCUCUCUCCUUCCGCCAUCGCCAUCGAUGGGGUGGUAGGCCUCCGCUAUCCUCAUCCACCUCAAAGAGAACCACCACUUUCCUCCCUCUCCUAGGUGAAACCAGACCUAGCCCCCCACGUGCCAAACCCAAGGAACUCAUCCUGGGGAACCCUUCUGUCACAGUCGAGAAAGGUAAAUACAGCUAUGAUGUCGAGACGCUUAUAAACAAGCUCAGCAGCCUGCCCCCUCGUGGCAGCAUAGCCCGCUGCCUCGAUGUCUUCAAGAACAAACUCUCUCUCAAUGACUUUGCCCUUGUGUUCAAGGAGUUUGCCCAUCGUGGCGAUUGGCAGCGCUCUCUCCGCCUCUUCAAGUACAUGCAGCGCCAGCUCUGGUGUAAGCCCAAUGACCACAUCUACACCAUUAUGAUAGGCAUCCUCGGCCGUGAGGGGCUACUUGACAAGGCCCAGGAAAUAUUCGAUGAAAUGCCUUCCCAUGGCGUCCCCCACUCUGUUCUCUCCUUCACUGCUCUCAUCAAUGCAUACGGCCGCAAUGGCCACUACCGCACCUCACUUGAUCUCCUCCACCGCAUGAAGACCUCCGACAAGAUCCCCCCCACCAUCCUCACCUACAACACUGUCCUCAGUGCCUGUGCCCGUGGUGGCCUUGAUUGGGAGGACCUCUUGGGCCUUUUUGCUGAGAUGAAGCACCAGGGCAUCCAGCCUGACCUUGUCACCUUCAACACUUUGCUCAGUGCCUGCGCCGCCCGCAGCCUUGGCGAUGAGGCCGAGAUGGUCUUCCGGAGCAUGAAUGAAGCUGGCGUUGUCCCUGAUGUCACCACUCACACCUACCUCGUCGAGACCUUUGGGAAACUGGGCAGGCUCGGAAAGGUCUCCGAACUCCUCGGGGAGAUGGAAUCUGAUGGCAAUCUCCCUGACACCACUUCCUACAACGUGCUGUUAGAGGCACAUGCCUGUUCUGGCUCCAUGAAAGAGUCAAUGGAUGUAUUCAGGCAGAUGAAGGCGGCAGGAUGCACGCCGAAUGCCACCACCUAUAGCAUCCUGUUAAAUUUGUAUGGGAGGAACGGGCGGUAUGAUGAUGUGCGGGAGCUGUUCCUGGAAAUGAAGGUCAGCAGCACUGAGCCGGAUGCUGCGACUUACAAUAUCCUUAUACAGGUUUUCGGGGAGGGCGGAUAUUUUAAAGAGGUUGUGACUCUGUUCCAUGAUAUGGUGGAGGAGAAUGUGGAGCCCAACAUGGAGACAUAUGAAGGUCUGAUAUUUGCUUGCGGGAAGGGUGGGCUCCACGAAGAUGCAAAACGGAUCCUGUUGCAUAUGAACAGCAAGGGAUUGGUGCCCAGUUCCAAGGCUUACAGCGGAGUCGUCGAAGCAUUUGGACAGGCUGCUUUAUAUGAGGAAACUCUUGUCGCAUUUAACACAAUGAAUGAGGUUGGCAGUAAGCCAACUGUGCACACCUACAACUCGCUGAUACAUGCAUUUGCUAGAGGUGGACUUUAUAAGGAGUCCCAAGCAAUCUUGUGGAGGAUGAAUGGUUCGGGAGUCGCACGGAAUGCAGAUUCAUUUAAUGGCCUGAUUGAAGCUUUCAGCCAGGGGGGCCAGUUUGAAGAUGCUUUGAAAGCUUAUUUAGACAUGGAGAAGGCAAGAUGCAAUCCUGACGAGCGGACGCUCGAGGCACUCUUGCAUGUUUACUGUUCUGCAGGUCUUUUAGAGGAGAGUAGAGAGCGCUUCUUGGAGAUUCAGGCAUCAGGAAUUAUGCCUAGCAUUAUAUCCUACUGCUUGUUACUGUCAGUCUAUACGAAAAGCGACAGGUGGGAUAAUGCUUAUGAGCUGUUGGAAGAAAUGAAGACAAAUAGGGUUUCCAACCCUCAUCAAGUGAUCGGAUCAAUGAUUAAGGGGGAGUAUGAUGAUGACUCUAACUGGCAGAUGGUAGAGUAUGUCUUUGACAAAUUCAACUCCCUAGGUGUUGGUUGGGGACAGAGGUUCUACAAUUCACUUCUAGAAGCUCUUUGGUGGUUGGGCCAAAAGGAACGGGCUGCAAGAGUACUCCGUGAAGCAAUGAAGCGUGGGCUUUUUCCCGAACUGUAUCGCCAAAGCAAGCUCGUGUGGUCUGUGGAUGUGCACAGGAUGUCUGUGGGUGGUGCUCUUACAGCCAUUUCUGUUUGGCUUAAUAACAUAUAUCACAUGUUUAGAAAUGGCGACGAUCUUCCUCACCUGGUGACUGUUGUAGUAGUACGCGGGGACAUGGAGAAGAGCUCUGUAACAAGAGGGUUUCCUGUGGCGAAAGCGGCCUAUUCAUUCCUCAAGGAUAACGUAUCAGCAUCAUUCUGUUUUCCUGGAUGGAACAAGGGAAGAAUCAUCUGCCACAGGCCUCAGUUGAAACGUCUUCUUUCGAAUCCGGAACAAUCUGCAGCUAUGCUGGAAUUGGUCACCAUUACCAAUUCAGAUUUUCCACUUCCUGGGACCAGAAUUUUCACUAGAGAGACUGGAACUGAUGAAAAUGUCAUAGGAUCAGAUUCUGAAACAGAUGUUAGAACAAGAACAGAGCUUCUAGCGACUGCAAUAUGAGUGGAGGAAAUCUUCUACUUCUUGUUGUUGAUUUUUUUUUUUGUUUGGCAGAUGGGAUUUUUGUUUUGUUACUCUAGAUGCUUA